CCGAACAAUUGACUUUAGCUUCAGUCAUUUUUUAUAAUUUAAAAAGUAUUUCAAAACCAAGUGCAUGUACCUUGCGGUUGCGCUGAUCAUCAUCAUUGCCAGCUUGAUACGAUUGCAGAUUCGCAAUGGGCCACCGAGGAGUUCUGGUUUUGGCGAUAAGCAUCGUAGGGGCAAUGGCGUUUAUCCCCCAUGGUUCUAUUGGGGAAAAGGAUCCAAUUUUAACCGAGGCUUUGCUUCGUGAAGUUGUGGAACGUAUGGGCAAGGAUUUCAACGAUGCCGAGUCCACAUACCUCGAGCUGCCCCCGAGCGAGCACCGGCUGGCAAUGAUGGCGCGCGCCAAAGAGCAAGGCUGCAUCAGUGAGUUCGAGAACACAGCCGCGUACAGCCGAGAGUACCAGCUUGCUCAGCGCUGCAUGUGCGACGGCGAGCACAUGUUCAGCUGCCCACCAGACGCCGCCGAUCUUGAGCUACGCUUCCCCGAUCAUCACAAGAGCCUCGCUGCUAAGAAGUUUAACAUAGACGUAGACAACCCUUAUCUUCUGGGGGAACGUUUGCCGAUCGCGGCCAAGAAGGGUUUCGAUGUCCGCGUAUUCUAAAUGUAAACGUUUUUAGAUUCGAUGUCUAUUUAAGAUCAGUAACGAGAUAAGAGCAUUUUCUCCGUGAUUCCGACUAUUUUAACCUUUUACCUAUAAAUAAGUUAGAAAUCAUUGCAACCUCAUUUAAGUGUAAGCACACGUGAUAGAAUGUUUAUGGAAUGAAGCACAAAAUAAUGAACAACCAGUGAAAAGGUUCACUUGUAUUUUAUGUUUUUUUGUGCGAAGUUUUAUUAAGUUUAUCCCUCCUUACUUUAUUAUUACAUAAGAUUUGUACAUAUAACAAGGACAAUGAAGACAAACAUAGCACAGUACAUACAAACGUAGAUAUUAUUACAUUAGUUAAUAACUUAUCAAAUAAUAUAUUUGAAUAUUUGAUAAUUUGUUAACUUGUGUAAUGUAAGUAAAUGUAAGUUA
Molecule: messenger RNA, 1010 nt
Organism: Papilio polytes (common Mormon)
Lineage: Eukaryota; Metazoa; Arthropoda; Insecta; Lepidoptera; Papilionidae
Gene: 7B2
Exons: 5
Coding region: 126-596 (156 amino acids)
Biological process (GO): neuropeptide signaling pathway; regulation of hormone secretion
Cellular component (GO): secretory granule
Molecular function (GO): enzyme regulator activity
Source: RefSeq, a predicted model, not a curated record